AUGGAGGAGUCUCAUCUCGAACGCGUGUGCCUUGUCACGGUCGGUGCGACCACAGGUUUUACAAAACUCGUUGAAUCGGUACUCCAACCUAGUUUCUGGCAAUACCUGAGUUCACAAAGGUUCACUGGACUGCGCGUCCAAUGCGGCCCCGACAUUGUCUGGGCGAGCAAACAACUUGCCGGUCGCAAAGACGAUGUUCCAUCGGGUCUAUAUAUCGACCUAUUUGCUGCCAAGAAAAAUCUUAUGAAGGAGGAAAUGUCAUUAUGCAAGGAAGCUGAUUGCAAGAGACAACUCGGCCUCGUGAUUUCUCAUGCCGGUACUGGAACAAUCCUUGAUGCCUGGAAGAUGGGAUUGCCUCUCAUCGUGGUGCCAAAUAAGCAGCUCCUGAAUGACCACCAGACUGAGAUGGCCAGACAUCUCUCUAAGGAGGGAUAUGCAAUUAUGAGCUCUGGAAGUACCGGGGAUCUUGAAGAAGCUAUCCAUAAGGUGGGACUUCUCUGGGAGGAGAACAAGACUCGCUGGCCUCCUCACAUUGUCCCCUCCCAGCAGCCCAAGAGGCUUCGCUUGUGGGAUCUCGCCCCUGAAGAAGUCGCCAAAGAACAGAACGCCACGAUGGUGCAUGAUUAG
Molecule: messenger RNA, 627 nt
Organism: Fusarium redolens
Lineage: Eukaryota; Fungi; Ascomycota; Sordariomycetes; Hypocreales; Nectriaceae
Product: glycosyltransferase family 28 C-terminal domain-containing protein
Exons: 3
Coding region: 1-627 (208 amino acids)
Biological process (GO): dolichol-linked oligosaccharide biosynthetic process
Cellular component (GO): UDP-N-acetylglucosamine transferase complex; extrinsic component of endoplasmic reticulum membrane
Molecular function (GO): hexosyltransferase activity
Source: RefSeq, a predicted model, not a curated record